AGUCGGCUCAAUGUUUUGCACACAGUUUACCGCACCGUCGUCGGUAUACGUAGACGUACGGCACUCAAUAUUAUACGACGUUAGUAUCAGAUAGUCAAGAAAUCGAUUAACUUACAUGAAAUUUCGAUUUGUUCCUUCAAUAGUAUUGUUCGGCGUAAAAACAAUUAUUAGCGAAUUAUAAUAACAAUAAUACAAUAUUAUUGUCAUCUCCUGCAUUUACGAAGAAUACUACUAAUCACUUAACAUGCGAAAAGACAAGUUUUUUAUUAUUUUAACAUUUAUGAUUGGUAUGGUAACAGCUCAGUCUAGCAGCGAAUGCAAUACUCCAAAUUUAAAAAAAGGUGUUUGUAUCGAUGUAAAGAGGUGUCCAACGUUACUAAAUCUAAUAGAAAAUCAGAGACACGUACCGUCCGUUUUAGACUUCCUUAAAAAAUCCAUAUGUGGAUUUGAAGGCAAAAUUAGAAAAAUGUGUUGUGCUUUGGAAAUUAAUGAAACAACGGUACCACCACAUGUAGGGGUAACUACUGAAAACACCAAUUCAGAUUUAAAAUUAAGAAUACCUUUGGAAACUGCGUGUGGAAUAAGUAAUGUCACUCGCGUAAAAAUUAUUGGAGGAAAUCCAUCGGAAUUAGGGGCUUGGCCUUGGAUAGCGGCCAUGGGCUAUCAGAAUUUAAAUUCAAAAAAUCGUGAAUUACAGUGGAAUUGUGGUGGUACAUUGGUCACAAACAAACACGUGCUAACAGCUGCACACUGUAUUGUACCACAUGUAAAACUGACUACUGUACGAUUAGGCGAGUUAGAUUUGAAUCCUAAUGUCCAAGAUAACGCAAGGCCAUUAGAUGUUCCAGUUGAACGUAUCAUCAUACAUGAGAGAUAUGAUAGAAAUCAAGUAGUCAAUGACAUAGCGUUAUUGAAGUUAAAAUAUAGUGUCACUUUUAACGAUUUAAUACAACCGAUUUGUAUGCCAAUGACUUCAAAAAUUAAAAACAUAGAUAUGUCGAGAAGUUUGCCAUUUGUUGCUGGUUGGGGUAGCACUACACCUGUGAAAACUUACACUGCUCCACCAACGACUGCUUUGAUGGAAGUUCAAGUUCCAAUAACGAACACAGCGGAAUGUGCAAAAGCAUAUUCAAACAUAUCUCAAGCAGUAAUUGACGACAGAGUGUUAUGUGCUGGAUUUCCAGAGGGAGGAAAAGACUCAUGCAGGGGUGAUUCCGGAGGUCCUUUAAUGUAUCCAAAAGGAAAACAAUACUAUUUAAUGGGUAUAGUAUCUUACGGACACAUGGUAUGUGGUCAACCAGGAGUCCCAGGCGUGUACACUAAAGUACCAACAUUCAUGGAUUGGAUUAUUGACAAAAUAAAUAAAAACUUUAUUUUUUACAGUUUGAAUAUGAGGAAAUACCAAUAUUUUAUUUUUAUAACAUUCAUAAUCGGAAUAAUGAAUGCAUAUCCUAAUAAUGAGACUACAGCAUGCCAUACACCAAACAAUGAAAAUGGCGUUUGUAUUAAUAUUAAGCAUUGUAAAAAAUUACGAGUGCUGCUAGAAAAUCAGAGACAAGUUCCAUCUGUCAUGGCUUUUUUGAAGAAAUCCUUCUGUGGACACGAAAAUGGAAUUGCAAAAGUAUGCUGUCCCUUGGAAAAUUCAUUGUUGGACGAAUCGAAACCAAUCGACAUAAAAGAGUCUAUAAGUGAUAUAAAGAUUAAAUCAUCGAAAUUACCAUCUCAAGAAACAUGUGGACAUAGCAAUUCCAUUGAUAACCGAAUUUUUGGAGGGAGACUAUCUAUUUUAGGUUCUUGGCCAUGGAUGGUAGCCAUGGGGUACCAGAAUUUAAAUGCAAAUAGUCAAGAAUUAUAUUGGCUAUGUGGUGGUACAUUGAUAACAAAUACACACGUAUUAACAGCUGCGCAAUGUGUGUCGAAUCGAAAAGCUGUUAGGUUAACAGUGGCACGCUUAGGAGAUUUGGAUUUGGAUUUUAUGGUCAACGAUGGAGCGACGCCGUUAGAUGUUCCAAUAGAUAGUAUUAUAAUGCAUGAGAUGUACAACCCCCGAGAAAACACUAAUGACAUUGCGAUAUUGAAAUUAAAAAAUAGUGUUUCCUAUACACAAUUCAUCCGGCCAAUAUGCUUACCGAUCCAAUUGGAUAUGAAGCACAUCAAUAUGACAAAACUUAUGCCAUUUGUUGCAGGCUGGGGUUCUACACAGGAAUUAUUUCUCUCCAGCGAAUCGCGCAAUACUGCUAUGAUGGAAGUUCAAAUACCAAUAAUGGACAACAAUAAAUGUAAAGAAGCGUAUGCCAAUGGAUACAACGUGAUUGACGAUCGAAUUCUAUGCGCUGGAUAUCCGGAAGGAGGAAAAGACUCUUGUGGGGGUGAUGCCGGAGGUCCUUUAAUGUGGCCAAAAGAAAAUCAGUACUAUUUAAUGGGAAUCGUUUCUUAUGGAUUUAUAUCAUGCGGUGAACCAAAUCAUCCGGGAGUAUACACCAGAGUGACAUCAUUUAUUGACUGGAUCGUAGAUAAAAUAAACAAUAAUUGAAUUUUAUAAUAACUAUGAAUUUUAAUAUAAGUUAUUUAGAUCGUUUAAAAGAAAUUGCAG
Molecule: messenger RNA, 2593 nt
Organism: Rhopalosiphum maidis (corn leaf aphid)
Lineage: Eukaryota; Metazoa; Arthropoda; Insecta; Hemiptera; Aphididae
Exons: 15
Coding region: 245-2533 (762 amino acids)
Biological process (GO): proteolysis
Molecular function (GO): serine-type endopeptidase activity
Source: RefSeq, a predicted model, not a curated record